AUGGCUCCGUGGCGCAGAUCAACAGCCUUCAGCGAGAGUCUACUGUUUUCCCCGGAUAGCUACAAUCACAAUUCAUGGGUUGCGGAUAUCCACCUGCUCAGGUCGGAUCUAGGCCCGCUGCCAUACACCACCGUCUGGCUGGUCUCGGAGUUUCUGAUCCUCGUAGCCUUGCUCGUUUUCUUUCCGGGGGCUUGCACGAUCAAACAGUCUUCAUGCGGUGCAACGGCGCUGUUUCCGUCCCUGGCGGUGAUCGGGUCUCUCGUUUCCUACAUCCUCUCGCAGAUCCUCUCCGUCAUUCUCCUGCUUGUUUACUUUCUUGAAGCUACUGUAAAGCAAAGCUACGUGAUCGCGGGAAUCUUGCAGAUGAUAUUUCGGCUCCUUGCGCUGCUGCUGCUAUACUACGCAUUGUACCAGGUUAUUCUCGAAGCCCUCGAGCGCGUUUCCUUUCCGGCGGGGCUUUUCACCCUCGUUAAAAGAGGCCACCUGGGAGUUCUUGGUGUGCUUUCCAUAGUUAUUACUGCGAAUUUUGCCCUGCGGAUCGUGUCGGUUGGCAGGGCAGUGGAGGGCACCGAUGCCGGUAUAGUGGCCCAUGACAACCGACUGACUACAUCACGGGUCAUCCUCUUCAUGAUCAUCUCUUUGGAGGUAUUGCUCUGGGUGGUCUUUUACAUCUUCACAUCGUCCUCUAGCUCCGAAUUGCUGGACAGUCAAGCCCGAUCCAUCUCUCUCGUCACCUCUGCUCUCUCCUACCUCAUUCUCACUCUCACUUCGGCAAUCGGAACCAUUCGCUACGUGUACCUCCACGUCCCAGAGCCCGGAUACGUCAAUGCCGCCUGCGCACUGGUCGAAUUCUUCAGCAUAGUCGGCAUCUACACCGGUCUUACUAUUUACUGGAUUCAAAUCGAGAGAGACGAGGAAGCUAUCUCAAUACGUAAUCGUUUGCGUAGUCGACACUCCUCAGAAAGAAAGCCCUACAUCACCUAUCGGCCUUCCAUCGGAGAGGUCUUGAGUGGGCCGGGUUAUUCGAACAAGGUCGGAGGGACUGAUGGGACGUGGAAGGGGAGUUCGGAGGAGGCGUAUAUGUCGGGAGGUAUAUAG
This is a messenger RNA of Aspergillus melleus, 1098 nucleotides long. RefSeq lists its product as uncharacterized. The transcript is spliced from 3 exons. NCBI's taxonomy places the organism in Eukaryota, Fungi, Ascomycota, Eurotiomycetes, Eurotiales, Aspergillaceae. The record is from RefSeq and is a predicted model, not a curated record. The coding region runs from base 1 to 1098 and encodes 365 amino acids.